AUGCUCAAGGGUCUAAUCAAGCGGGUUCAAGCUUCCAAAGCAAUAAUAGGCCUCCACAACAACAAGGUCACUAUCAAGGAAACCCAAACCAUGGGAACAAUUACGGUGGUAGACCACAACAUCCUCCCGGUUUUCAACAACCACGAAAUACGGAUGAGGGAAAUGUGCUUGCCAAGAGCAAGCUCAAGCCACGAAUUACCAAGGGAGCGUGAGGAAGUGGCUAUCGAGGUUGAAGAGCCUUAUUUCCUUGAGAUUUUCAAGAAGUUGCAAAUUAAUCUUAGCUUGGCGGAUGCACUACGUGAGAUGCCACAAUAUGCCAAGUUCUUGAAGGAUAUCAUCACCAACAAAAGAAGUUGGGAUAGUGGCACAACGGUUCCCAUUCCGGAAGUGUGUAGCUCCAUUAUUUUGAAUGAUUUGCCGGCUAAGUUGAAGAACCCAGGGAGUUUUUCUAUACCUUGCACUAUAGGAAAUAUGAGUUCUAUAAAUUGCUUAUGUGAUCUUGGUGCUAGCAUUAAUCUUAUGCCUUUAACUCUUUUCAGGACACUUUGUGGAGACCAAACUGUGAAAAGCACCUCGAUGGUACUCCAACAAGCGGAUCAUUCGUUGAAAAGGCCGUUUGGGAUUGUUGAGGAUGUGCUUGUCAAGGUAGAUAAAUUCAUCUUUCCGGUUGAUUUUGUUAUCUUGGACUAUGCGGUGGAUAAGGAGUGCCCAAUGAUCUUGGGGCGACCCUUCAUGAACACCGGAAGGGCUUUAAUUGAUGUGCAUGGUGGGAAAUUGACCUUGUGA
This is a messenger RNA of Mercurialis annua (annual mercury), 786 nucleotides long. RefSeq lists its product as uncharacterized. The transcript is spliced from 3 exons. The record is from RefSeq and is a predicted model, not a curated record. Bases 1 to 786 code for a protein of 261 amino acids. NCBI's taxonomy places the organism in Eukaryota, Viridiplantae, Streptophyta, Magnoliopsida, Malpighiales, Euphorbiaceae.